AUGCUUCGUUCCAACCCUCGUAAGGACCGCCGACUGCUUGAACCCUGCUAAAUCAGAACAUACGAAGCUUCUCGAUCACAUCGAAAGCGAAACUUGCUUCGGGGAUCCCUUCUCUGGUCUCAAAUUCAAAUGUUUGCUCGGUGUGUACGAAAUGGCAAACGAUGCUAUGCUGCGAUGGCAUUGCUUGAAUUUCUCCUAGCCCCUAGUAAAGCGAAUGACAAACGAAGUUAAUGCAUUAGUAGGCCAACAAAGAGGUAUAAAAGACGCAAGAGAGUGAGCUCUUGUUGAAACACAUCGAAUCCUCACAUCUACUGAAGCAUUAUCACCACCAUGACUACUAUCCCAGUUCCGGGUACAUACGUGAUCUACAACAUCCAAUAUUCCAGCCAAGAUGUCGAUCUGAAGUUUGGCAAUGUUACUGACGGCGCUCCUGUCGUCGGUUACACCUAUAACGAAGGCAGCGAGAACAUGCUGUGGUACUUGAAGGUCGUCGAUGAAGAAAAGGGUCUGGUGCAGUUGGUCGACCUCGCCACCAACAGUUGGGCUGGAGUCGCUGGUGAAACCAAGGGCUCUGGGAUCAUAGGAACCUCCGUCGAAACCACUUUCAAACUCCACGAGAGGAAGGAUGGAGAGUAUGAGCGAGUAUCCUUUCUCUAUCAUGUGUCUUCAGGCUCAAACGAUGCGCUCAGGAUUCAGACACCUAACUCUGAGCUCGUCUGGCAGCUACCUGACGGAGACGACUACACCCAGAUUAUCCUCUCCCCUCCCGUCAGCUUCUAUGAUGACCAGGUUUGGCAGUUCUAUGCAGUUGACGGUAAUUGAGGUGAAGACACUGAAGAGGGAGGUGGAGUCUUGACAGCAAUGACGUUUCAUCAUUGGCACCAACAUUGGACUAACAAUAUUC
Messenger RNA from Suillus paluster, 904 nucleotides. RefSeq lists its product as uncharacterized. The transcript has 3 exons. NCBI's taxonomy places the organism in Eukaryota, Fungi, Basidiomycota, Agaricomycetes, Boletales, Suillaceae. The coding region runs from base 331 to 822 and encodes 163 amino acids. The record is from RefSeq and is a predicted model, not a curated record.